Molecule: messenger RNA, 3824 nt
Organism: Eptesicus fuscus (big brown bat)
Lineage: Eukaryota; Metazoa; Chordata; Mammalia; Chiroptera; Vespertilionidae
Gene: OGFOD1
Product: 2-oxoglutarate and iron dependent oxygenase domain containing 1
Exons: 13
Coding region: 48-1685 (545 amino acids)
Biological process (GO): peptidyl-proline hydroxylation; regulation of translational termination
Cellular component (GO): cytoplasm
Molecular function (GO): L-ascorbic acid binding; peptidyl-proline dioxygenase activity; iron ion binding
Source: RefSeq, a predicted model, not a curated record
GGUAAGCGGCUCGGUCCGUGUGGCGUGGGUCUGCAGCUUCAGAGGAGAUGAAUGGGAAACGGCCCCCGGACGCUCACCCGGACCGGAUGGGGAAAAAGAGAAGGAAGGAGGUGAUGGUGGAGUUUUCGGGCGCUGUCACGGAGGAAAUCUUGAAAAAGCAGGUGGCUGAGGCCUGGAGUUGCAGGACGCCGUUCAGUCACGAAGCCAUUAUCAUGGACAUGGACCCCUUUCUUCAUUGCGUGAUCCCAAACUUCAUCCCAAGUCAAAACUUCUUGGAAGGGCUUCAGAAGGAGCUUUUGAACUUGGACUUCCAUGAGAAGUGUAAUGAUUUAUAUAAGUUCCAGCAGUCUGACGAUUUGAAGAAGAGAAGAGAGCCUCACAUCUGUGCUUUAAGGAAAAUUUUGUUUGAAGAUUUCCGGGCUUGGCUUUCUGACAUUUCCAAGAUUGACCUGGAAUCAACCAUUGAUAUGUCUUGUGCUAAAUAUGAAUUCUCAGAUGCCCUGCUCUGCCAUGAUGAUGAGCUGGAGGGGCGCCGGAUUGCCUUCAUUCUUUACCUGGUUCCUCCCUGGGACAGCAGCUUGGGGGGCACCCUGGACCUGUACAAUGUGGAUGAACACUUUCAGCCGAAGCAGAUUGUCAAGUCCCUUAUCCCUUCGUGGAACACACUGGUUUUCUUUGAAGUGUCUCCAGUGUCCUUUCACCAGGUGUCUGAAGUCCUGUCUGAAGAAAAGUCACGUCUGUCUAUAAGCGGCUGGUUUCAUGGGCCCUCACUGACCAGGCCUCCCGCCUACUUUGAACCUCCCAUACCUCGGAGCCCUCAUAUCCCGCGAGAUCAUGAAAUUUUGUAUGAGUGGAUCAACCCUACUUAUCUGGACAUGGAUUACCAAAUUCAAAUUCAAGAGGAGUUUGAACAACAGUCUGAAAUUCUCCUAAAGGAGUUCCUUAAGCCGGAGAAAUUUGCAGCGGUCUGUGAGGCUUUGGAGAAAGGAGGUGUGAAAUGGAACAGCCGAGGGCCCCCUAACAAAAGGUUUUAUGAGAAAGCCGAGGAGAGCACGCUUCCCGACAUUCUCCAGGACUGCCUGACAUUAUUUCACUCCGAGGCACUGUUCUUGCUGCUGUCCAACUUCACGGGCCUGAAACUUCAUUUCUUGGCCCCUUCCGACGAAGAGGAGAUGGCGGGCACAAAAGAGGGAGAAGCAGCCUCUGCUCCUGAGAGCACUGAGGAAGGGACGAGUUGUAGCUCCUCAGAGCCAGAGAGUAAUCUGGCAGCUGCCAGCAGCAACAGCCAGCAGAGCAAUGAACAGGCAGACCCAGAGCCAGAGGAAAACGAAGCCAAGGAAGAAUCAAGUGUUCCCACGUGCCAGGGGGAACUGAGGCAUUGGCGGACUGGUCACUACACUUUAAUCCAUGACAACAGCAAGACUGAAUUUGCUCUGGACUUACUUCUUUACUGUGGCUGUGAAGGCUGGGAGCCUGAAUAUGGUGGCUUUACUUCCUACAUUGCCAAAGGGGAAGAUGAAGAGCUGCUAACAGUGAAUCCAGAAAACAAUUCUUUGGCAUUGGUCUACAGAGAUAGAGAGACUCUUAAAUUUGUCAAGCAUAUUAACCACCGAAGCCUAGAACAAAAGAAAACCUUCCCAAACAGAACAGGUUUCUGGGACUUCUCAUUCGUCUACUAUGAAUGACAGGGCUGGGCGAAGCUGCGAAGAGAGACCCUUCGUCGGCACUGGAAAGGCUGGAAGAGCUGGCAUCGAGCAAAGGAGAGCUACAGGUAACCUGUCUUGACACUUCUUAAAACCACGUGGUUGGCCUUCAAUAGGACUCAGUGAUCGUCCUCAGUCUAGACCUUGAACUUGGGGAGUUUUUAAAUGUGGGGUUUCUUUUUGUGGUAAAAUAUGUGACAUAAAAUUUACAAUUUUAACCAAAUUCCACCACAUGUAGUUGUUUCUUCCCCACAGAAUACCAAAAAAUACCAACUCUUGGGUUCUCUCUCCCAGAGCAGUAAUUUUUUAGCAAGAAGUUGUGGCUGCAGGGUCACUUCAAUGCCAUUAUUUAUACUUACCACUACUACUGAGUGAGGACGUACAAAUCCUGUUGGGAGAGUUUGACAGAGAGACACCGGAGGCAGGCUCUCCAGUCUCCAUGAACUGAACAUUCCCACAAAAAUUGAUUCCUUCUCUGAUUGACACGAAGUCAGUCCACAUAGGCAGUUUUGAAAACUACUUAGGAACUGUCCACAUGGUAUCAUUUUAGGAAAAGCAGAUUUCUGUACCAUACAAAUAAAAAGGUAACUGCGGAGCCAGAGCACAUAGUGUGGGCAGGGGCCAGAUGGGAACAAGGGAAAAAUGCAAAACACCAGGCUGCAUGGGUAUCAUCUUGUACUUGAGUUUCAGAGUGAAAUGGGAGAUAAUUUAGUUCUGUGAUCACAGGACUCUGCUUUUGGCAGAUUUGUAACUGCUAAUUAUAAAAUUUAAAACUUUAAUAAUGUUGAAAGUCAUUCUUGUAAAGCAUGUCCAGGGUUGCAUAAUGGUUAUAAAAUUCCUAGUUCUUUGAUUUCUAAAAGUACUGAUGGCUGGCUGAGGACAAGACAGUCUCGGGGAGAGUAGCAGAUGCUGUAUGUGCUGAAGGCAUUCGCUCAGCAUUGUGGGGAGAUAAAGCUGAUUAAGACGCAGCCCCUGCUCUCACCUAAGAGGGGCUUAAGAUUUAUAUAAACAGGAUGUAAUGAGGGUUAGGAAUAGACAUGAGAGAGGAACAGUCCCCUGAGAAGAGAGCAUUUCAGCUGAGCCUUGUGUGUGGCUAGGCAGACAUGGUGGGAAAUACAAACCAUUCUAAGAUAUUGAGUACCUGGUGGUGGUGACUUUUUCAAAGGGAUGCUCAAAAAGUGGCUGAAAAGCUUUCUCCCAGAUAGCAAAAUCCUCAAGAUCAGCUUUUACAUAAAGGCCGAGUCGAGUGUUCACUUAAAGCUUCAACAAAAUUCAGCAACAGAAUAGAGCUUAAAGUGUAGCUUCUAGAAGGCACCAGAUUCUGUCAGGAUAGAAACAAAGGGAAGUAACUGAUAACCAGCUUUUCUCAUCCCCGAGUUAAAUCUGGUGACUGCUAAGGAAAGAAGGUAACUGAAUGUUCUAUGAACACUUUCAUCUCCUCCAGUCCUACUUGCUUGGGAACAGUUCAGAAUAGCAGACAGGGCCAGGACUACCUGGUUUCAAACCUCCACAUGGCUCACCACGCCGAGCUGUGGGACCUGUAGGAAAGUCUGCCUCUCUGAGCUCAGAGAUACUAGUAUCAGGGGGAUCAAAGUGAUUCCGUGUGAAAAUGCACUUACAACCUAUAAAUCAAGAGUACUUAGCCCUAAUUGGUUUGGCUCAGUGGAUAGAGCCGUGGUCGGCAAACUGCGGCUCGCAAGCCACAUGCGGCUCUUUGGCCCCUUGAGUGUGGCUAUUCCACAAAAUACCAUGGCCUUAGGCGAGUCUAUUUUGAAGAAGUGGCGUUAGAAGAAGUUUAAGUUUAAAAAAUUUGGCUCUCUGGGGGGGAUGAGGACAAAUAUGUGAUAGCUUAAUCAAUAAAGAAAUUUAAACAAAAAAAAUUAAUAAAAUAAAAUAAAAAAUUUGGCUCUCAAAAGAAAUUUCAAUCAUUGUACUGCUGAUAUUUGGCUCUGUUGACUAAUGAGUUUGCCGACCACUGGGAUAGAGCAUCGGCCUGUGGACUGAAGGGUCCCAGGUUCGAUUCCGAUCAAGGGCAUCUACCUUGGUUGCAGGCACAUCCCCAGGAGGGGUUGUGCAGGAGGCAACUAAUCGAUGUUUCUAACUCUCUAUCCCUCUCCCUUC